AUGUUGUUUUCCUACGCAAAGACUGCUAGUGCGGCUUUCGCACUCUGCAGUACCCUGGCGCACGCCGCAUCAGCUGCACAAGCCAGCGACGAUGCAAGAAGAACCGCAAUGGAAAUAGAUUCAUCAGUGACGAAGUUGCAGCCAGAGAUGAACAUCAAGGAGCAGUCCAUCCCUGAAGAAGCUUUGACAGCACCAAAACAGGACGUUGGCCUUGAGCCUGGCGAGGGCGCCUCGGACUCCGAUACCACGAGCACGGACGCGGGCGACGAGGAGUCGGACUCCGAUGUGGAGAUGUUCUCACCCAGGACCGCGGUUGCUGACGGGGAGAGCAAUCCUGAAGAUAGCGACGUUAACAUUUCCGAACUCUCCUCCGCCUAUCCUGAGUGCGGGGAGAGCAGCAGCAGUUUUCUACGUGUAGACGAGCUGUUGGCACCAGCGUCAGUGCAAGAAGAACACCAGGCAGCUGCACAACCAAGUAGUUCUACUGCUCAUUCAAGCAUGGCCUUUUCAUCUCGACCGGAGGUUCGGGCCGCGCUAUCUAAAUACGAUCCCUCCGAGGGACCACAAGCUUUCAACAGUUUUGACCAGCCCGGCGCGAACAAGUGGCUCUCCGUAUCAUGAUUAAAAACGUACCCACACCAGAGUCAAGAUGGGAAUCUCGCAACACAAAUCGAGAAGCUUUGGGAAUCAAGCAUGACAAGUCCCUCUCUGUAGUGUAGUGUAGUUUAGCAAGUACAGCCGCAACACAAGUCCAUCUACUCAUCCCGCUUACAGCAUCACAAAGUCCAAAACACGAUUGGAAAUGGCUCUCAUGGGGUUGCGCAUUACAAAUCUUUCUGUAACUGCAAAUCUGCAUGACAAGUAUGGGGUGGGGACGUUUUUCCUCAGGAUACUCCGACCACACCACUCAGCUGAUCGAGCUGCGCCAGGUGCUUCGCCCCGAUAUUGUCGGAAAGCAGAACACCAUACUGCCCUGGACCCUGAGGGGGCUGACGUGGAACCUGAUGCUGCAACAGCAGCGGAUGGUGUUUUUGGGGGAAGACAAGGAAAACGGGGACGCGAAGCAGAUCUGGCUGAGUCCCUGGUCAUUUCCGAAUCCGCUCGACUUGAACGGGAAGAAGAAGAGCAAAAAAAAGCCCGCGAGAGUCCUGACGACGAACCGCGAACCCAACAGUCACUGGGAGGCGCGAACGGUGAGCCAAUUCGAGAAGAUCAUUUCUCUCAUGCGGAAGGAAAAUCUGGCUUUCGCCUUUCUGCAGGAGGUGGGCAUGUUGCGAAACGACAAGUACCAACAGGAGAGCUUGAAAAAAAUCAUGGAGAAACUUCAUGCCGCGGGUUACGAAGCACUCACCACCGCGAAGGACACCCAGGAGUUGAUGAUUGUUUACGAUCCGAAGCAGAUUGUGCCACAUAAAAAUAUUACCUACGGGGAGGCUUCCGCUAGCGAUACCGAUAGCGAUCCUCACCUCGAGGGGCUGUGGCCGCAGACGCGGGAUGGCCAGGUCGUGGGUAAAAACCGAGCGGCAAAGGCGCUGUUUAAGAUCGUGACAGAAACAGAGGAAAAUAACCAACCACCGCCCUUCGAGGAGCAGUUGGUGACGCUUGUGAACUUGCACCUGGACUACGAGGAGGAGGCUUACGCCGAGAAGAUUUUCACGCUACAGCUGGACAACCAGUGGAACAACAUCGCCACAAUUCUGGGCGGCGACACGAACCACUGCACCUUGUGCGGCAUGCUGCAGAUGACGGGGAAGGGCGACCGCGCGACGAGUCUUGGGAAGGGUGGACAGGUUAAAGAAUCGAGUCAGGAGUACGCGAAGUUGGAGAAAGAUCUCAUGGGUUAUGCGAUUAACGAACCCAAAACCGUGGAACUCGACGGGCUGGUCGCCACCCCGGUGGAAUUUCGCGACGUAGCGGUGCCACCCGCACUCGCCAACACUCUUCUAGCGGCCGGUCACAGCCUGCCGAUUUAUAACGCAGAUCCAGUAGUUUCCGCGAGUGAGAUCGACGGGUUUUUCUUCUCUCCCGCGCGCUGGGGCUACACCCGCGCGGCGGUGCGGAAGUUGGAGUCUGAGCAGUGGGUUGUGGAGCAGGGGGGCCACGACACUUGGGAACAAAACAAGCUGGUGUUAGAGAAAGUGGCGGCCGACGACUGCUUCUCGACAUCGAAACUCGGUCAGCCGUGGUUCAGACCGGACUUGGCAGACGAGUUCGAAGCGUGUGUCGCGCAGGGGGAAGUAGAUGCCGAGGGCGGACAGGCCUUCGAACACUGUUUCAACCAGGAAUGGCUGAAAAAUAACCACGAGCAAUUUCCAACGCUAGCGAAAAUCCUGUUGACACGGUACGCACCCAAAAAGUAG
This is a messenger RNA of Amoebophrya sp. A120, 2360 nucleotides long. The record is from the annotation of a GenBank genome assembly. Lineage: Eukaryota; Dinophyceae; Syndiniales; Amoebophryaceae.